Messenger RNA from Erigeron canadensis, 949 nucleotides. RefSeq lists its product as uncharacterized. The coding region runs from base 79 to 858 and encodes 259 amino acids. The transcript has 7 exons. Gene Ontology annotation, molecular function: ubiquitin-protein transferase activity; zinc ion binding. Gene Ontology annotation, cellular component: membrane. Lineage: Eukaryota; Viridiplantae; Streptophyta; Magnoliopsida; Asterales; Asteraceae. Gene Ontology annotation, biological process: protein ubiquitination. The record is from RefSeq and is a predicted model, not a curated record.
GGGGUUUGCUAGGAUUAAUUGUAGGUGUUCGAAUUUUUGUACUAUUUAAAAAAAAAAAAUUAAAAGAAUCUGUCGAGGAUGAAGGAUCAUUUCGUGUUGCUGGUUGAUCGUUUGCUCACUGAAUCCUCAAUCGAGGAUGUCAUUAAGAGCCAAAAUGAUAGAAUGCAUGAUCCGGGGAAUUCAGAAAAUGAUGAGGAAAUGGCUUCUCACAGGAUGGAUCUCACAUUAUUGCCAAAGAAACUUGCACAAUGCAGGAUCUGCCAUGAUGAAGAUGAAGACUUGAACAUGGAGACUCCGUGUGCUUGUUGUGGCAGCUUAAAGUAUGCACAUCGCAAAUGUGUUCAACGCUGGUGCAACGAGAAGGGAAACACCGUAUGUGAGAUUUGCCUCCAGUCAUUCAAGCCUGAUUAUACGUCACCACCUCCGUUAUAUCAAUGUGAUGGCAUUCCGACAGAUUUCAGGGGAAAUUGGGAGAUUUCUCGUACAGAUCUCCACAAUUUGCGGUUUUCAGCAAUGGUUUCUGCUACUCAUGAUGAGCCCGACUUUGAUGAGUAUACAACUCCUAGUUCAACAAGCUUGAUUUGUUGUCGUGUGGUUGCUAUACUUUUUAUGACUCUUCUCGUGUUGCGCCAUACUUUACCAAUUGUUGUCAAUGGCACAGGGGGAUACACUAUUACAGUGUUCACGUUGAUCAUGUUAAGAUUCAUCAGUGUUCUACUCCCAGUAUACAUCAUAGUUAGAGCUUUUGCUAUUGUUCAACGUCGCCAGCAACCACAGAAUCUUGGGUACAUCCCUUCAGAAGAACAGAACAAUCUUGCACAAUCGCCUACUUAUUUACCUCUUGUUCAUAUACAUUGAACUCGAUGUUAUGGAUUUCUAAAACGCUAAACCUUAAACACCGAGUACAAAGUUUAGUUGUAUAGACAGUUGACUAGACAUUUUAGGAGGA